AUGCCGGCGACGCGCACGCUAGACACCCCAAACGGAAGCGCCGGGAGCAGGCGCCUCCGAGAGCCGUCUCCUUCUGGGGGGACCGCCGCAGGGCGCAAAGGUGCCGAACCUACGAAGCCGACGCCGACCCACAAAGCGUCUCCGCCCCAUCCAGAGAACGCAGGUGAACGCAGCGCACCGGAACGCGAACUUGCGGCGGGGAAGACGCCCGCCGAGGAUGGCGCGCGCACAGGCGAGCGCAGAUGCGGAGACGCGAACGGACAGGCAGGAGACCUCGGGCGAAUCGACGCACUGGAGGACGCCGGCGUGGACUCAGCCGCCGAGAAAGAUGACGCUUUGAGUUCCACAGACACGGCCGACAGCGGCGCGGCGGGUCUUGCCCCGCCGACCCCGGCCUUCGUUUCAGGUGCUGGCUCGCGAGAUCCUGAGGAUGACACCACUGUCCCGAACGCCUGUCGAGGUGACAGGCGGGCGGCCAUCUGUCCAGGCGCGACGAAAGACAACGAGACGCUCGACUGGGAGCGACGAGACGAGGGCUGCGCCGGCGAGACUGACCACCACGGGGACGACGGCGCAAAGGACGUGCCCCUAUGUAGAGCAGGAACCGCGGAUUCGGGCACUAACGGUGGGAGUACACAGUCCGGGCGUCGCGAGUCUGACGGCGAUCAGAGCUCUGGAUCCCUGACAGGGACAACAGCAGAAACGAUGCCUUCUCGCGACGUCUCUGGCGCCUACGGCAAAGAGCCCCAGGCCUCUCCACUGACGUACGGAGAGGACGCGGUCGCAGCCCUCCUCAAAAUUCAUGCCGACAUCCGGGACCGCCUCAAGCAAGACGAGGACCGGACACUCACUGAGGAGGCGGCCAUGAGGUACCUCGGCCAGCUCGCCAGUGGUUUCUGGAAUGCGCAGCGACAACUCCCUUCGUUCGGGCCAGGCAAGACAGACGGGGCGCUCGAGGACGAGGACCUCAACAAGGUCAUGAUGCUGAUGCACCAACUUGAUACCGCCGACACGUUGCCUGAGGAUGCUCCGUCCUUUUCCCUCGACGCGCCGUCCCCUUUCUACGAGUCCUUGCUGGCGACAGCCGCCUACCUCAACGACAACGGACCACUGCCCCAAGCUUCGUCUCUCUUUGCUUUCUCGCCGCCACCCGUCGCUCUCGCCCCGCCCCCGCCGGCUGCUUCGUCCUACCUGCUGUCAAUGUCGCUUCAAGACUGCAUCGCGCUUCCGCGGGCCAGCGUUUCCCUUCUCACAUCCCUCCUUUUGCAGCUGGACGUACCGCAGUUGUGCGCUCCCGAGAACAGGCUGAAGCGCGCACUGACCAUGCAGCUUCUCCAAAAGUUUCUGGGCGUCCACAAAAUCGGCAAGUGUAUCCAUGCAGCCAUGGUCUCUGCCGUGAACCGGUCGUCUUCGCGCUCAUCCACAGAUCUCGACUCAGCUUCGAAAUCUGCCGACGAGCCGGCGGAGAGCGCCGCUGAGGCUCCCAACCCGGAGGAGUCGUCCGCGAAUGGUCGGGUGGAUACCCUUCAGACAGUGCAGCAGGCGCGAGAGGAGCAGACGCGUGUGGAGGCCCUAGACGCCCUUUCGAAACCAGAGCCAUUUGAUAGUCUGACUACCUCGUUUUCGUCGGCGAGAACGGAGUCACCGACGGCAGAGGUGGAGGACGAAGACGGGGGGACAGUCUCGGAACGGUGGGGCGACAGCGCAAGCACAGGAAGUCUCAGCCAUCUGCUGCUUUUUUCGGCCUUCGAAGAAGAGGCUAUUGACCUUCUUCUCUUUCGGCUGCUUGGUCGAGUGCCCGCCGGGUCGACGGCUCCGCCUCCAGUUUCGGCACCGGCCUUUUCUUCCUGUACGCCCUUCACGCUGUCGUCCGGAAACCGUCUCUCGCCGUCGUCUCUGCCGUCCCUUUUCACGGAGCCGAUAUCUGCGUCCAUGGGCGACAACGCGCCGCGGCUCUUCUCGGCCACACCCGUAGCAGGCCCGGUGGGUGGUCCGUCUGGCGCGUUCGCGGAUCGCCGCGCGGCGUCUCGUUGCCCCUCUCGCGCUCCAGAAGGCUCUUUGGGUCUCUUCCACACUUCUGGAGAGCCGACGGAUUUCUCGCUCUUCUUCCCCUACAACCUGAAUCGAUCCAGCUCCUCUCCUCCGGCGAGACCGGAGAUGGAAGCACCUACCACGUCACCCGAGGCCGCCGUCGACUGCGAACAGAACCGGUUAGCCGUUCUCGGCGGCGUAGACUUGUCCCCUGUCUCGUGGAGUCGCUCCCAACGGCGCCAAGACGGCGCCGCUGUUCGGCUUUUAGGCAGGCCGUUUGACGGGGAAGCAGCGGAUCCCGAUCUGGACGACUCGGGAACCUUCCAAAAGACAGGGACAGACAGCACCACCCUCAUAGCGUCGGAGGCGGCGUCUCCGGAGCACGUGUUCGGGGUGUACUCGCCGGCCGCUGCUCAGCAGUGGCGUUCCUUAGCCAGUACACCAGUCGCGGCGGGGGAGACGGACUCCGCAGCCACGCGACCGGUCGCCCAUCUCGACGACGCAGAUUCUGCCGCUGCAGCGAGUGUCUGCGACAAGCCAGGCUCGCAGCGGAAUCGCGACACGCACGCGAUUUCGCUCGUGCAGCCGGACAGGGAACAGGCACGUUUCGCUGACGGCGGCGAGGCGUCAGAGAGGCUGGAGGAGACCGUCCAUCUGGUGCGGGGCGCCGAGCGCUCGGGUGGCGCUUCGCCAGCGAACGCGGCUCCGAACUCUCAACUUCCCGGCGGGUCUUCCCGCGGCCACGCAGGACAGAGUGCAGGAGUGAGACAGCACGCGACUGUCUCGCUAGUUGAAAUCUUUGGAGAUAGUCGCGAAUCGGGUGGAGAGGCUGCCUCGGCGCUUGGGACGAGUUCUUCAUUCGACACCCUAGAGGAUGCGCAGGAGCUGACGGACACCAGUCUGGGGUCGAGAGCUGCCGCUGCAGCUGCGCCGGAAGAGGCGAACCGAAGGCGAGAACUGAUUGUGAAUGAGUUGCUGACGGUGCUGUCUCCUCGGACCAGUCAAAAAAAUGGGGGCGCGAACAAGUUGACGUCGCCCGGGACGUGUCCGAGAAACGCUCAGGGCGAAGGGUUGGGGCCGCAGCAGGAGACCGGGGCGCCGGCAGCCAGCGAUGUCUGGCAGACGCUGCAGGCCCCUCUGACCCGGGACGACCCGGAUGGUUUUCUGCUCAAUGGAGGGCUGGGUGGGACAGCGCGGCUAGCGACGGCGCGGCGAGCGCCCGGCAACAAGGCCACAGACCAUGCGGAGGCGGAGGCGGUCCAACAGAAACUCCUUUUUCUGCUGGGAGGCUGUCAGCGGAAUGGACACGGAACGGAUUCGGCCGCGACGCAGGCUUUACCCGCUGGAUCGCCCGCCGCCUUCAACCCGACGCACGCUUCCCAGCAGAACGGCAAACAGCUCUGGGACCGGUCGUCGUCCGUGACCGCAUGCGUUCAACAACAGCUUCUUCGCUUGGAGGCUCAAGGGCUGUGCAGCGCCAGUGCCGAAGGUUUUCUCCGCCGUCUGAGAGAUCGGAUGGCUUCGCCAGGGACCGCGGGGAGCUUCACAGGGAGUCAAGAGGGCGGCGAAGACUUGAAGGCAAGUGUACUGACACCAGGCAGCGCCGCUGAUCAAGAGCCUGCUGCGUCGUCGACAGAGUUGCGAGCUGGCGUCGCGUCGGAGACCUCUCCCCGCUCCAUGUCCGGAGCGGACAGCGCUGCGGACGCGUCUCCCGCCGGCAGUGCGCGGGCCGCACAGAAGUGCCAAGGCGGUCAGACGCCGGGGCUUGUCGCUCCAGAGGCGGCGCGUGCGCAGGGGACUUUGGCCGGGAGCUGGCCGAGUCAGGCGAUUCGCAGCGCGGAAGACACGCCGUGGGUGGUGGGCAGCAGCGACGCGUUGUCUUUUGCAGACGAGGUGGGCGCAUGCGGCGUUGCUGCGCGACCUGGCGCUUCUAUGCCGAACGGGAGUGACGCCUCCGGAAGAGGAUCGCCAACCCACGCAGCGCACCCGCUAGAAGGAAGCCGCGACGAGUCUUCUCGGCAACUGGGUCAGCAGUCGGCGGGCACGCAGGACGAGCCGUCGGGAAGGAAUUUUGCGCCCGCCACUUGCUCGUGCUGUAGCGACAAAGGGGGGACAGACGGGUACGGUGAGCAGUGUAGCAGCUGUCGCGUCACCACGACUAGCAGGGGCAGUGCCAUGGGCGUGAACACCUCCGCAGCGGCCUUGCCGUUCCGCGAGAAAGAGGAGUUUGCCUGCUUGCCGUUUGCGAGCGCAGGCACAGCAGACUCGCCUAAAGGAGAGGGGAAGACAGACAGCGACGAGGGUCAGGUGCUUGCCUCGGCACCUUCCGUUCCAGCCGAGGCCCCGCAGGGGAACGACGGGCGUGCUGCGUCGUUACCGGCUGGGUCCCCGAGCGGUUCCCGACCUGUGGGGCGAGGCAGCGCCAGUUGGGCGGACGGGGGGGACGUGGCUAGGAAGGACGCGGGCGAAGGUGCGUCGCUGAGUCUGCCCGAAACAACAUCCUCGGAGGCGUCACACCGAUCUGCGAUGGCUGAGGACCAGCCGCCAUUUCUAGGCGGUACCACAGCGGAAAGGCGCCGCAGCGGAGACGAGCCUGGUGUGUCGGAGUCCGGGAAAGAAACAGCCGUUCCAAACGUCGCUAGCUGCGGGGCUUCCAGCGCCCCGAGCCACGCGGAGGGCGAGAACACAGAGGCCAAGACAGCGGAGGCCGAGGGAGAGAAAGGAUCAGACGGCCACGGAAGCACCGAUGUCGCCGAUCCACUAAACGGUCUCGGCGAGCUUUCAGGGUCGAGUCAGGGUGACGACACGGGCACGGACGGAAGUGGCAAAGAAGGCGGGCAGGACAGUGGAUGCAUGCAGAAGGCGUCCGGUGCCGCAGGGGCAAGUCCCAAGCGUGCGGAGCAGGAUGAGCUGACCGGCGAGGUCGGCUCGGACGCGAAACAGGAGGAAACAGAGGAGCUCUCCGAUGCCUCAGCGAACCGGCUGAGAGGCGAACUGCGGCCUGCGUGUUGCUACUUCAUGCGGUCCAUGUGCGAGUUCUCGAGCACUUGCGUCUUCUGGCAUCCGCCCGCGUCGGAAGACCCCGAGAAGAUCGUCUGCAAAUAUGGACGAGUCUGCCACGCGAACCACGGCCGGCUGGUGAGCGACAGCGAGAUGGCGAGUAUUCUCUACGGCUUCGCAAAGUCUCUUGCCUCGCUGGCCGACGGCGAGAUGGGGCGAGCAAUCCACUACCUACGCGCUUCUCGCCUGUACGGUCUCGUCACUGCUCCCAGACUUGGCGCACCUGGCGCUUCUGCGAAGGGAUCGGCCCCUGGGAGUUCUGCAGCGACGAUGGGAAGCAACGCGGGCUCUCGCGCGGGCGCGGCGCCCGUUCGGGGCGGCGACCUCGACUCAGGCGCCUCGACGCCUGGCCGCGAGGGCCGCAAGGAGAAAGCCAGUGGGAUCGCUUCGAGUGCCGAAGCGGCUUCAGCCGGUCGAUCCGGAGCAGCCUCCAGAGCAAAUCAGGAAGCCCCGGAGUCGACGAAGAACUCGGAAGCCUCGACGUGGUCUCCAGGAGCUGGUUGCCGUCAACUCCCCAAGCAGGUUGUAGACCGCUUUUUCGGCUUGGCCGAGCGCCUUCAAGGGCGAGAUUUAUCCGCGGUCAACACGGCAUGGCGCCAAACCUAUGGGGAGCGUUUCCCCUAUGCGAGAUACGGUUUCGAUAAACUGAGCCACGCCGUGGCAGACAUUCCUGGCGUCACUCUCGUUCUCCAGGAGAGCAACGUGAUGGUUACCAUUGAUGAAUCUUCCUUGAGGGCCAAGGCUUCUGAAGCUGCAGGCGACGCAGCUUCGCCUCCUGCGACGUGCAAGGCAAAGGGAUCCACGCCAGAGUCCAUGGGUGGAUCGAAGAAGGCGUCGGGAGACGUCGCCCCGAGGGAACAGAAAUCUUCACACGCGCCGGAUGUGAAAGCUGAGAAAUCGGUCGACGCGUGGAGCAAGUCGCAGUACAGCGCUGUCGUCGCAGGGACGGCGCGCGGGGGCAGUAAAGCGAGUGGAAUCGGCGGGGACACGAGCGCGACUUGCCUGCUUGGCAGGUCCGCUGCAGGGAACCAGGCGAAGAGCCCAACUAGCGCGGGAGGUGGCGCCGCUUCCGAGGAAGGCGGAGAAGCGGGAGAGACUCCGCAGGGCGCAAGCGGCAGAAGCUGGGGCAGAGGCCGGGCUGGCGGGGCCGAGUCCAAGCGUCGCGCCGUCGGGCGACGAAGCGUUCAGACAACAGAGAUCGGACGCCUGCCGGCAGAAGAACUCCCGCCGCUGGUCCUGAAGGUGGCCCGCGAACAAGUCGUUGGCGACCUCUGCUCCUCGUCUCUGCUGUGUAGCGCAUGCGGACUCCUGCUGCUCAGCCCUCUUGUGCACCCACUGUGUGGGCAUAUGCUCUGCCGGGACUGUUUAGUCAUCCUCUCGGCCACGCACUUCCACUCUGUCCACCGAAUCAACUUCAAAAACGUCUCGACUGCGAGUCCGCGUCGUCACGAUGCUCCGGCUUCGCCGUCGCUUGCGCAAGUGACUCUUGCGCUUCUCCACAUGUUCCCGUCUGCGGCGUCGCUUCCCCUGUCGGCCCAGAGCCCGUCGGCCCCCUCCUUUUGCCCCAGAUGCACGUACGGCGAGGCGCCGGCGACGAAAAACGCACUGUCCGGGCCGUCGGGGGCGUCGGCCACGGCUUCGCUUCGGAGCGGCACUGGACCUGGCGUGUGCGGUCCUCAGCUGCUGCCCAGUCACGCACACCUUCCGCGAAUGCUUAAGCCACAACAGGCGUGUCCCCUCGGCGAGUUUUUGUCGGUUGUUGCGAGCGAGAAGGGCGUGCCUGCUCUUUUGGGGCGCGUGCUGAGCAAGGUGCGGGUGCGGUGCUCCACUGGGACAGCCGACAAGGCCCCUGGCGUGGAGGCAGCGAAUGCCGGCGCAGCGCAGGCCACCAAGGUCGUCGUGGAUGCCUGGGGGCGUUCGCGCGAGGUUCCGGCGCAGAAACCUUCCGAUCCGAGAGCUGGGAAAGCGGGCGGGGACAGCAACGAGGAAGUGUGUGCAGCCGCGGCGUUGCGCGACGCGCUCUGCAAGGAACAUCGCGUCGCCACUCCUUCAGAAGGGUGCUGCCCGUGGGAGGGGGAUUACGCAGGGUAUCUGGAGCACAUCAAGCGCCUAGGAGAGUGCGGAAGGCUCCACAGGCGUGAGCCCAGAAAAGCGCAAACUCAGGGGGCUUCCGUGUCCGAAGGCGGGAAACCUGCGAAAGCUGCUCGAGGUGGAGACUCGCGGUUCGGCUCCGGUAGCGGCCGACGAGGCGGAAAUGUGCACGCAAAGCUCGGGUAG
This is a messenger RNA of Neospora caninum, 7368 nucleotides long. RefSeq names its product putative zinc finger (CCCH type) protein. The record is from RefSeq and is a predicted model, not a curated record. The transcript has 10 exons. Gene Ontology annotation, molecular function: metal ion binding. Bases 1 to 7368 code for a protein of 2455 amino acids. Lineage: Eukaryota; Apicomplexa; Conoidasida; Eucoccidiorida; Sarcocystidae.